Molecule: messenger RNA, 507 nt
Organism: Arabis nemorensis
Lineage: Eukaryota; Viridiplantae; Streptophyta; Magnoliopsida; Brassicales; Brassicaceae
Source: the annotation of a GenBank genome assembly
AUGGCCUUAGUACCAUCAACCACCGUCACAAUCCCAUCUUUCACCGGUCUCAAACUCGCCGUCAUCUCAAAACCCACGACGGUAUCCACCGUCAUCAGAUCCUCCUCCUCCGCUAAGAAGCUCGCCGUGAAGUCCUCUCUUAAAGAUUUCGGCGUCAUGGCCGUAGCAACAGCAGCUUCGAUAGCUUUGGUCGGAAAUGCGAUGGCUAUAGAAAUUCUUCUAGGAUCAGACGACGGUGGUCUUGUGUUCGUACCAAGUGAAUUUACGGUGGCUAAAGGAGAGAAGAUCGUGUUCAAGAACAACGCAGGGUUCCCACACAACGUUGUGUUCGAGGGAGACGAGAUCCCUAGUGGUGUGGACGUGAGCAAGAUCUCGAUGGACGAGCAAGAGCUUCUCAAUGGUCCAGGAGAAAAGUACGAGGUUACUUUGACAGUUCCUGGUUCUUACAGUUUCUAUUGUGCGCCGCAUCAAGGUGCUGGUAUGGUCGGGAAACUCACCGUCAACUAA